This is a messenger RNA of Pocillopora verrucosa, 3108 nucleotides long. The record is from RefSeq and is a predicted model, not a curated record. Lineage: Eukaryota; Metazoa; Cnidaria; Anthozoa; Scleractinia; Pocilloporidae.
AUGGACGACACACUUUCAAUUUUUUUAGAGUUACUUUUUUGUGUGGCCUUGGUUCCUUUCCCUGCAUGUUCAGAAAAUUUUGCACUCCGCAUUCAAGGUACUCCAAAACGUAGUUAUGUUGCUGAAGUUGGAGACAUAAAACGGUUACGAUGUGCGGUGACAGGGCUUCCACUACCGUCUAUCACAUGGAUCAAGGACGAACAACCUUUAAAGCUCUCGGAAAGGGUAAGUAAGCUGAACAACGACAAAACCAUAAAGAUCAAUGGAGUCAGACUCGACGACCAAGGCAAAUACUCCUGCUUUGCUGAAAAUCCUCUCGGAAAAGUCUCCUUGACAUUCGAGCUAAAGGUUCAUAAUGGCACUCUGGUAACGACUGAAUCGCUAUCAGCGUCUCAAAAGCCGACCACUGAAAAGCAGAUUAAAGCAGGAGCACCAGUAUUUACUGAUCCAAACUUGCGAAAGAGAUCAUUCAGGGCAUGGCCUGCAUCACACUCCAUAAGACUGAAAUGUCAAGCCAUUGGUGCACCACCUCUCAAAUACAAAUGGCUUAAGGACGGAAAGGACUUAAAAAAGCCACCUAUGGACGCAACUGUUAAUACUUCACUUUGGUACCUGCAACUGCAAGAUCUUGUACCCACUGAUUCUGGGAGAUACACUUGUAUAGUGUCCAAUUCAUAUGGAUCAAUAAGUCACACCUUUACACUUCAAGUUGUUGCUAGACCUCAGUCAGCUCCGAUCCUACAGACAGCUCUGCCAAAGAACAAAACAGUGCAGGUUGGAGAUGAUGCAAAAUUUACCUGUUUAGUUCCUGUUAGUGAAACUCUCCCGAAUUUCAGAUGGCUUAAAUGGAACAAAUCCGUCAAUUCUAUUCCGAAAACUUACAAUGAAAUUUUAAAUGGAUCAUAUCGCCUUGUAGACCCAUACUAUUACAAGACCGUUCAAGUAAAAAGUGAUUAUGGUGUUGAGGUGAAUAUUGUAAAUGUGACUGAGGACGAUUUUGGACUCUACACUUGCUUUGUGAGCAAUCAUAUCGGCAACGACUUCAGUAGUGCAUUCCUCAUCAAAAAUGUGAAACCCACAGUUCCUGUGACAGGAGCACCAGUAUUUACUGAUCCAAACUUGCGAAAGAGAUCAUUCAGGGCAUGGCCUGCAUCACACUCCACAAGACUGAAAUGUCAAGCCAUUGGUGCACCACCGCUCAAAUACAAAUGGCUAAAGGACGGAAAGGACUUUAAAAAAUAUAUUAUGGAUGCAACUGUUAAUACUUCACUUUGGUACCUGAAACUGCGAGAUCUUAUACCCGCUGAUUCUGGGAGAUACACUUGUAUAGUGUCCAAUUCAUAUGGAUCAAUAAAUAACACAUUUACACUUCAAGUUGUUGCUAGACCUCAGUCAGCUCCGAUCCUACAGACAGCUCUGCCAAAGGACAAAACUGUGCAAGUUGGAGAUAAUGCAACAUUUACUUGUAUUAAUCUUGUUAGAGGACCUCUCCCGGAUUUCAGAUGGCUUAAAUGGAACAAAUCCGUCAAUUCUAUUCCGAAAACUUACAAUGAAAUUUUAAAUGGAUCAUAUCGCCUUAUAGACCCAUACUAUUACAAGAUCGUUCAAGUAAAAAGUAAUUAUGGUGUUGAGGUGAAUAUUGUUAAUGUGACCGAGGAGGAUUUUGGACUCUACACUUGCUUUGUGAGCAAUCAUAUCGGCAACGACUUCAGUAGUGCAUUCCUCAUCAAAAAUGUGAAACCCACAGUUCCUGUGACAGCUAAACAUCGGUCAGCUCCGAUCCUACAGACAGGUUUGCCAAAGAACAAAACAGUGCAAGUUGGAGAUGAUGCAAAAUUUACCUGUUUAGUUCCUGUUAGUGGAACUCUCCCGAAUUUCAGAUGGCUUAAAUGGAACAAAUCCGUCAAUUCUAUUCCAAAAACUUACAAUGAAAUUUUAAAAGGAUUAUAUCGCCUUAUAGACCCAUACUAUUACAAGAUCGUUCAAGUAAAAAGUAAUUAUGGUGUCGAGUUGAAUAUUGUAAAUGUUACUGAGGACGAUUUUGGACUCUACACUUGCUUUGUGAGCAAUCAUAUCGGCAACGACUUCAGUAGUGCAUUCCUCAUCAAAAAUGUGAAACCCACGGUUCCUGUGACAGCUAAACAUCGGUCAGCUCCGAUCCUACAGACAGGUUUGCCAAAGAACAAAACAGUGCAAGUUGGAGAUGAUGCAAAAUUUACCUGUUUAGUUCCUGUUAGUGGAACUCUCCCGAAUUUCAGAUGGCUUAAAUGGAACACAUCCGUCAAUUCUAUUCCAAAAACUUACAAUGAAAUUUUAAAAGGAUCAUAUCGCGUUAUGGACCCAUACUAUUACAAGACCGUUCGAGUGAAAAAUAAUUAUGGUGUCGAGUUGAAUAUUGUAAAUGUGACUGAGGACGAUUUUGGACUUUACAUUUGCUUUGUGAGCAAUCAUAUCGGCAACGACUUCAGUAGUGCAUUCCUCGUCAAGUAUGUGAAACCCACGGUUCCUGUGACAGAUCAGAAGACUCACAAUGCUCUUGUUCCUGGAAUCAUCGCAGCAUGUGUGCUAAUUACUGUGGGUAUUUUAAUCGUUAUCUGUUGGCGUCUUCUAUCGAACCGAAUAAAAAAAUCCUUGAAACCUUCAGUUUCAUUGUCAAAACCUACAUUUGAAUACGAUGCGUUCGUUAUUUUCAGCUCCCAAGAUUCGGAUUGGGUGGUUAAAAUUCUUAUUCCAACUCUUGAGGAAAAACACCAUUUUAAAUGCUGUGUACAUUACAGAGAUUUCGUUCUUGGAGUACCUUUCCGCGAAAAUAUGAUCAACAGUGUUUACAAGUCUAGAAAAACACUAGCUGUCGUGUCUAAGAACUUUUUUAAUAGCAAUUAUUGUGGUUCUGAAUUGGAUUAUGCCCUCCAUCGACUUAUGGAAAGGAGAGAUGAUAGUUUAGUCGUAAUCAAAAUUGAUGACGUUGAUAGAGCAAAACUUCCCAAGGAGCUGCGAAAAAGAAGCUACAUAGACCUUCAAAAGUCUGUUGAAAAGGUUCACUGGGACAGAAAACUGGUUAAGUGUUUAACGCUUCCCAGCGAUCCGCCACAGAAACAAAUUAUGUAA